CUGUAAGUACCUAUCAAACGAUUUUAUUUAAGAGUCAGUGCGCCAGGUGUGUCGAAUGAAUAUAUUUUUAAGUAACUUUCAUCAAACGACUGGUGUAGUGAAUUGAUCUUGCUGAAGUGAGUUUUCUAUUUCAUAACAAUCGGCGCUAAUUUCGCGUAUCAUAGAAUACGAGCAAAGCAGUUUGCGUAAUGAGAUUUUGGAUUCGUACGUUUCAAUUUCACAAAUAACAAAAUAUGUCAGAGGUAGAAAUAUCUGAAAAAGAAAGAAGCUGGUUCAAUUGGACCAAAUACUCCGGUAGCAUGCUGCGGGCAAUUGAAAAAUCUAUUUUAUCACAUUUGAAACUUUCUUACCGGGGAAUGUUUGUUGAUAUUGGCCCGUGUGUUGGAGAGUCCGACAAAAUAUGGACAAUAGCUAUGAAUACUGAGGCUAAACGUACGCCGAUUCUCAUGCUUCAUGGACUGGGGGCUGGAGUUGCCCUUUGGAUUUUAAAUCUCGACCAGAUUGCAGAGCAUCGUCCUCUUUAUGCCAUUGAUAUUUUGGGGUUCGCCAGAAGUUCGAGACCAGAUUUCUCUGACGAUGCAUUAAUCGCUGAAAAACAACUAGUGAAAUCUAUAGACGUAUGGCGCAAAGAAGCAGGUUUGAAGGAAAUGAUCGUUCUUGGCCACUCAAUGGGCGGAUUUUUGGCUGCCAGCUAUGCUUUGUCCUACCCUGAACGUGUUAAACACUUAAUACUAGCUGAUCCAUGGGGAUUUCCAGAAAUGCCCACAGACGUUGAUAGUAGAUACAAAAUACCCUGGUGGGGAAAGCCAUUGGUUGCUGCUGCCAAAUCCUUGAAUCCUUUAUCGAUUUUGCGAUUUUUUGGUCCAAUGGGAUCCUGGAUGGUAGAAAAAAUGAGGCCAGAUAUAUUGAGAAAAUUCUCUAAUGUGGUAUCAAAUCGAGAUGAUAUUCCCAACUAUAUUCAUCAGUGCAACGCACAAAAACCGAGUGGUGAAAGCGCUUUCCAUAGCAUGAUGAAAAACUUGGGGUGGGCCAAAAAUCCCAUGAUCAAUCGGAUACAGGAUCUUAAACACAAUGUGCCUAUUACUUUUGUGUACGGUGAAAAAUCAUGGCUAGAUAAUACGGCUGGCGACAUAGUGAAGCAGCUGCGACACCAUGAAUAUGUUAAAGUGCAUUCUAUACCUAAUGCUGGUCAUCAUGUGUACGCGGAUGAUGCCAAAAUGUUUAAUAAAAUAGUCAAUGAAGCGUGUGCCAUAUGUGACACAGAUCAACAAACAAUAACAGAAAAAGCCAAGAAAACAUUUUCCUUGUGACCAAGGUAAAUCAAAACGAUAGAAGUUAGAUGGUGAUUUUUGUAUAGUUUAUAGCUAAUUUUGAUUAUUAUUGUAAUACAACUUUUAAGAUGUACAUAUCAAUAAUAAAGAGCGUAAAAUCUAA
Messenger RNA from Wyeomyia smithii (pitcher-plant mosquito), 1434 nucleotides. RefSeq names its product (Lyso)-N-acylphosphatidylethanolamine lipase (gene puml). The transcript has 5 exons. Gene Ontology annotation, cellular component: lipid droplet. NCBI's taxonomy places the organism in Eukaryota, Metazoa, Arthropoda, Insecta, Diptera, Culicidae. The record is from RefSeq and is a predicted model, not a curated record. Bases 234 to 1310 code for a protein of 358 amino acids.